Molecule: messenger RNA, 1083 nt
Organism: Pichia kudriavzevii
Lineage: Eukaryota; Fungi; Ascomycota; Pichiomycetes; Pichiales; Pichiaceae
Exons: 1
Coding region: 1-1083 (360 amino acids)
Biological process (GO): riboflavin biosynthetic process
Molecular function (GO): GTP cyclohydrolase II activity
Source: RefSeq, a predicted model, not a curated record
AUGGAGGAGACCACAGAAGACAUUUUUGAGAAUAUGCCCCUUAUUUCACCGACUGUUUCACGGGAGAACAGGGCGAGUUUAGGAGAUGAAGUAGUGGGAAGUCACAUUCAAAGCGAAAUUCAGAAUGAUAUCAUUAGCAACUUAUUGGAGAAAAAAGGACCAAAACAUCAAUGUCUGAAACAUCACCACCAUGUAGAAGAUUUUCAAAGAUGCGAUUCACCAUUUCAUGCUGUUCCAAAGGCUGAGGAGAAGAGAAGAUUGCUGCCCGACAAGUUACCGAAUGUGCAAUGUAUUGCACGGGCUCGUAUCCCAACCACCCAAGGGCCUGAAAUAUUCCUACAUCUUUAUUCUAACGAUGAAGAUGAUAAGGAACACCUGGCUAUUGUUUUUGGUGAAGACAUACGCUCGAGGUCAUUGUAUAAGAAGCGUCAAAAUGAAACACAAAGCGAUCGGAUGAUUAGAGGAGCAUACGUUGGUAAGCUAUAUCCUGGUCGUAGAGACGCCGAUUUUGACAAAAGCACAGGGAUGAAACUGGAAUUUACGGAGAAUGGAGACUUGGUUGUUGAUGGAUCAACUACGUGGGUCAACCCAACUCUAGUGCGUAUCCAUAGUGAAUGUUACACUGGCGAGACCGCCUGGAGUGCCCGCUGCGAUUGCGGAGAACAGUUCGAUGAAGCAGGGAGAUUGAUGGGUCUUGAAGGUCAUGGAUGUAUAGUUUACCUACGCCAAGAGGGUCGUGGUAUUGGACUGGGUGAGAAAUUGAAGGCAUAUAACUUGCAAGAUUUAGGUGCUGAUACCGUUCAGGCCAAUCUACUUCUUCGACACCCUGCUGACAAGCGUAGUUUUGGACUAGCCACUGCUAUUCUGGUAGACUUAGGAUUACUUGAAAUCAACUUACUGACCAACAAUCCAGACAAAAUCAUCGCUGUUGAAGGCAGAGAACGUCAAGUACACGUUCGUGAACGCGUUCCCAUGGUUCCAUUGGCAUGGCAGGGGGAGAACGGAGUCAAAUCAAAGGAAGUUGAAGGAUACUUGCGUACCAAAGUUGAAAAAAUGGGCCACUUAUUAUCAAAGCCACUAUAA